UUAUUAUUAUUUUUAUAUUGGUUGAUUUAAUUAUAAACAAAUUUACAGUUCUAGUCCACACGGAAAGUCACUGUUUUGUUUUAUAGUUUAAUUCAUUAUAAUAGUACUUUUUCCAGUACUCCAUAAAUUAUUAUUUUUAGUUGAUUAUUAUGGAAGUUGUAUGUUAUUACUAAAUUAAAUAAAGAACAUAAUAUGAGUGAUAACGAAAGUUUGGUUCCUGUGUGUAGCAACAAUACAUCAUUAUCUGAACCUAGUUGUAACAUAAGUAUUUCGAUACCAAGCUGUAGCAAAGCUGUUGUUAUGUCAAAUUGUAAUACUAAUAGUUUAACAUUAAAUUGCAAUGUACCUGGACCAUCCAAUGAGGAUGAAGAACUAACAUUACCCCGUGCAUCAGUUAAUAAAAUGAUUAAAGAUGCAUUACCAAAUAUGCGGGUUGCCAAUGAUGUUCGUGAAAUGAUAAUGAGUUGUUGUACUGAAUUUAUUCAUUUAGUAUCAUCUGAAGCCAAUCAAGUGUGUAUGUCACAACAAAAAAAAACAAUAAAUGCAGAACAUUUACUUACAGCAUUAGAUCAUUUGGGAUUUGGUGACUAUAGAGAACAAGCAGAAGAAGUUGUUAAAGAUUGUAAAUCAAAAAGAAGAAGACAGAGUACUAGACUGGAGAAUUUAGGUAUACCUGAGGAAGAAUUGUACAGACAGCAACAAGAGUUAUUUGCAAAAGCUAGAGAAGAGCAGAUGGCCCAAGAACAGCAACAGUGGCAAGAACUACAAGCUGCUGCUCAAAGAGCUGCAGUAAAACCUAAGACUGAAGAAAGUAGUGAUGAUGAUGAUUAUUCUUAAUGUUUUUUAAUUGACGAUUGAACUCUUUUUUUUUUUUCUUGAGUUUAUUUUUAUUUCUUCAUUAUAUUGUUAUAAUAUUUUAUAUCUUAUUCCUUUUUUAAAUUUAAUAUUUACUUUAUUGACAAACAAAUUAAUUUUAAAAUUCCUUUAGUUAUAAUUAAAAAUAUGCAAAGUGCAUAUGAAUUAUUUUUCAUUAGCUUAUUUUAAUUUUUUUUCAAUUAAUUAAGUAAUUUAAGUUCAAUACACUAAAUA
Messenger RNA from Daktulosphaira vitifoliae (grape phylloxera), 1089 nucleotides. It is a transcript of the gene NC2beta, whose product is annotated as protein Dr1. The record is from RefSeq and is a predicted model, not a curated record. Gene Ontology annotation, molecular function: core promoter sequence-specific DNA binding; protein heterodimerization activity; general transcription initiation factor activity. NCBI's taxonomy places the organism in Eukaryota, Metazoa, Arthropoda, Insecta, Hemiptera, Phylloxeridae. Gene Ontology annotation, cellular component: negative cofactor 2 complex. Gene Ontology annotation, biological process: negative regulation of transcription by RNA polymerase II; RNA polymerase II preinitiation complex assembly; positive regulation of transcription by RNA polymerase II. The transcript has 4 exons. The coding region runs from base 193 to 837 and encodes 214 amino acids.